Molecule: messenger RNA, 3702 nt
Organism: Schistosoma rodhaini
Lineage: Eukaryota; Metazoa; Platyhelminthes; Trematoda; Strigeidida; Schistosomatidae
Source: the annotation of a GenBank genome assembly
AUGAUACCAACUGUAAAGGAACGUCAAGCUGGAGCUUAUGAUUUCAGGAAAUAUUAUGAAAAUCUAUGUGCGCUGAGAAAUUUCUCCCCGCUUUCUGCAAUCACAAGUCACGUUGAUAACGGCGUUCUUGACAUAAGUGCAGAUAGAAUAAAGACUCAAGAGUGGGACCCAGUUUUUGAUGCCAUUAAAAUCAAUAAAAGCCUUCAUUUUAUUGCAGUCAGAAGCUUCUAUCAGUAUAAUGGUGUUUCAGACAGUGUAACUUCAACCAGUCGACGACGUCCACCAGUUUUACUAUCCAGUUCAAAGCUUUUAUUAAAUUUAUGCAAAUCAUUACGUCAAUGUGCAUGUGUUACAGAAAAAUUAACAUUUUUAGAAUUACAAAAUCUUCCACUUAGUAGAACAGGUUUAUUACAAAUUUGUGAAGGUAUUAGAAAAAAUCGUACACUGAAACAUUUAUCUUUUGAAGGUUCUUCCAUAAAUGAUGAUGGUCUUGAAGAAAUUUGCCGAGUUUUACGUCAUGUCCCAAAUAUUUCAACUCUUAAUUUAACAUCAUGUAAUUUGUCAAAGGAUGGAAUAUCUGCAUUGACUGUACUCAUCAAUUAUCAAGCAAUGCAAAGACAUAAUGCCGCUUGGCAAGAAUCAUUACGUUAUCGUUUUCCAGAACUUGAUCGUCUUGGUGGAUUAAAACGUAUCACAUUGAAUGAUAAUCCAAAAAUAUGUGAUGAAGGCUCUAUUCAAUUAGCUGAUGCAUUGAUUGAUGAUUUAUGGGUGAAAGCUAUUGAUUUACAAGCAUGUAAUCUAAGUGAUAGCUCAGCAAGUAUAUGGUUAGCUGUAUUGAUUGGAUUACGAAUAGCUAAUGGGAAUCAAUCGAUGACACAUGAUGAAAUACAUUUGAAAUCAAAUAGAUCAUCUACUAUAGAUGAUCAACAUCGUGGAAAUCAUUCUUUAGUUGUUCUCGAUUUACGUCGAAAUCCUAAUAUAUCUCGUGAUCUAUUACGUGCUGUAACAGAAAGGGCACUUAUCAAUUCUGAGGGUAAACAAACUGAAUUUAGUUGGUUAAAAGCUGGCUCACAAACUCCAUCACAAUUAUGCUCUGGUGUAACAACUUAUCCAUGGCCUGGUUUAACUAAUAUGUCAAAUCAUAUUCCUGGCAUUGAUCUAAUAAAUCCAUCCAAUAGAUCUGUGAAAUCAUCAAAUUCCUAUCGAACAAGAUCAAAAUCAAAUAAUUCUUUGUAUAAUCAUGAGAAAAUUAUUCAUUCCGAUGAUAAGAAUGUAUGUAUAUAUCAUAAACAUAAUUUAUCGGAUAAACCACCGUUUAUACCUGCUGGUGGUCGACCAAGAUGUCGUAGUGCGGAUCCUGCACAUUAUCUAGAUCAUAGAACACAUCAUAAAUGUAAUGUAGACUUACAUAAAAAGCAUACUCGUCAUUUACAUUGUUCCGAUUCUGGGCAGCCUCUAAGUGAACGAGCAGUAUGGAAACCACCUGGUGUGGCUAAAACUAUUCAGAAAGUAUAUUAUAGUCGACCAACUACUCCAUUAUCAAGUCGAACAAGUUUUAGUGGAGGAAUACCGUGGAGGACUGCUGCAAGAGCAUCACGCUCUCGAGGUUAUCCAAAUUUUCAAUGUCCAGGUAAAACAUGUCUUGAAUCACGUGCUCUACAUUUGGAUUAUAAUCUUGUCAAUAAACAAUCAUCAAAUGUCAAUAAUAUAAAUCACAAUGUCAAUAAAUCUGUUAUUCUUCCAUGUGCAAAGACCUUGAAUAGGGUUGUUGUUGAUGGAUGUCAUUGCCAACAUCAUCAUCAUUAUCAUCAACCACAAACACAACAACAACAUCUUGGACAUAACCGACAAAAAUCAUGUUCAAAGAUCAAUUCCAGGAUAAGUUCCCCAGAAUUAUCAGGAAUGAAUUUUCAGCAUAAAUUAAAACACCUUAUGACGAAAGUAUCACAACUUGAAAAAGAUUUACAAACGGAAAACCGAAAAUCUGAUCGGUUAUUGAAAAAUCGCCAGUUUGUUCAACAAGUGAAUGAAUCCAAGCAUCUAUUGAAAAUUGAUCAAGAUUCAAUAUACCAAUUGAGAAAUUUCAUUUGUCGUUUGACAAAUAUGAUUGAAACUCUUCAAAAUUCCAAGAAUAAAUCUAAUGCAUCCAAUGAAGAACUUACCAUUCUACAAGAUACAUUUGAAGAAUUAUGCUCUCUUAUUAGUCGUAUUACAGAAGAAGAAAAUGAUUUUAAUCAAGGAGAGAAACAAAUUCAAGAUAUAUUAGAAAAUGUCAAUAAAAAGCAUUCGUCUACUUAUUGCAAUGAAAUAAGUAGUAUCAAAAAGAAUAAACAAUUAAAUAAAAUAGAAAAAUGUAUGAAUCAUACUAAACAUUCAUUUAAACAUAAACCUAUUGUACACAAUCAUGAACAAUGUAAUAAUAAACAUGUAAAAGGACAUAUUCAAUGGAAAACAAUAGCUAAAACACGUGCUGUACAAACAGAAAGUUCACAGAGUCCACAGAAAAUUAAUGAAAAGUUAAUGGAUAAUCGAAAAAUCAUACAAAAUAGAUAUGAAGUAUCCGAUCCGUAUAUUGAAUGGAUUCCUUCUACAUGUACAAAUACAACUACUCAUACCAAUAUCAAAGGUACUAUGUCGAAUUCAUAUCAUGAUAAUGAUAAUAAUAAUAUCAUCAAUAAUACCAAAGUAAUUCCUCUACACUCAGAAGAUGAACAGGAACAAAGUCAAAUAACUAGCAACACAUCUAUCAACAGUGAUAAGAAUAAUCUAUGGAUUAAGAACCAUGAAACCAUUAAUCACAAGAAUGGCAUUGAUGAUCAUAACAGUAAUCUUGAACAUCAAUAUUGUCGUUUAGAUAAAAAUGCUGCUGAUCAUCAUCAUCAUCACCAUCAUCAUUCUUCAAUGAAUUCUACGGAACAACUAAUUGAUAAUUUAGAAAUUUUUAAGAAAAGUUCACAAAUAGAUCAAAUGUUUGCUGAAUUGAAAGCAGCUACAAUAAUUGGUACAUAUUCAAAUGAUGAUAAUGAUAAUAAUAAUGAUACGAAGAAUCAAUUACUGGAUAAUAAACCGAUGAAUAGGUGUAUACCAAAAGUGAAAAGUAUUGAAAUAUGUGAUAAAAAUGAAGUAUCAAUAUUAAACGAUUCAAAUAGUUCACCAAGUAUCUCCAAUGUUUCCAACAUUCAAAACAUUAACUCUAAUAAGAAUUCAAACACAAUUGAGGAUAAUGAUGAAUUGAUUGAUAAACAAGUGGAUAAUACCAAUCAAAAAACAACAACAAAGAAACCAUUAACUAAUCAGAAAUCUAAUGAAUUCAAUCAUCCAUUGAACAUUGAAACGAAUCACUUGAACAAAUGCAGUUUGAAUAAAUCAAAUCAAUUUCUUCACAAUGAAAGCGACUACCUCAUUGAGAAUACAAUUUGUAAUGAUGAAAAAACUAUUCAGACAAAUAAUAAUGAUGAUCACAACAUCAAUACUACUGAUAAUAAUAAUAGUGUAAACAAUUCAGAUGAUGAGUUAUUCGAUGAGUUGAUCAGGGAUAAUAUCGAUUCCCCAAUUUCCAAUCCCACAGACUAUGAUGUAAACUCUGUAGAUUAUGAUGACGAUGAUGAUCAGUUAUCAUCAACCAGUACAAGUUUAUUGUUGGACAAUUCAAAUCCAAUUUAUCAAUCAACAAAUAAUUCAUUAAUAUCAACUGAAAAUUGA